Molecule: messenger RNA, 189 nt
Organism: Zymoseptoria tritici IPO323
Lineage: Eukaryota; Fungi; Ascomycota; Dothideomycetes; Mycosphaerellales; Mycosphaerellaceae
Exons: 1
Biological process (GO): mRNA splicing, via spliceosome
Cellular component (GO): nucleoplasm; ASAP complex; cytoplasm
Molecular function (GO): RNA binding
Source: RefSeq, a predicted model, not a curated record
CUGCGCGAAAUCUUCUCGCCCUACGGAACCAUUGUCGACUUGGAAAUGCCAAUGAACACGCAAUUUCUGACGAAUCGCGGGAUCGCGUACAUUCUGUUUGAGGCGCCGGCGGACGCGGAGAGGGCGAUUGCGCAUAUGCACGAGGCGCAAUUGGACGGAGCGUUGGUCAAUGUUUCGAUUGUGUUGCCG